This is a messenger RNA of Paecilomyces variotii, 2753 nucleotides long. Its product is annotated as MCM2/3/5 family-domain-containing protein. Gene Ontology annotation, molecular function: single-stranded DNA binding; ATP hydrolysis activity; single-stranded DNA helicase activity. Gene Ontology annotation, biological process: DNA strand elongation involved in DNA replication; double-strand break repair via break-induced replication; DNA replication. The record is from RefSeq and is a predicted model, not a curated record. Bases 137 to 2572 code for a protein of 811 amino acids. The transcript has 4 exons. Gene Ontology annotation, cellular component: nucleus; MCM complex. Lineage: Eukaryota; Fungi; Ascomycota; Eurotiomycetes; Eurotiales; Thermoascaceae.
CUCCAACCUCCGAUUUCUGCGCCCGUUGCCCGUUGUCCACAUUAUUUUGCGACACCUGAGGGGGGAAAUACAGUUUCUCAUCACCACCUCCUCGUACAGAAUCGGCCGGUGUGCGCAGAGACGUGUCUAACGCAUCAUGGCUUUAUUACAAUAUCCAGCGCCGGUCGAUUAUCCGGCCCAGCUGGACGCCUUCAAGGACUUUCUGAAGCACUUCAAGACCUUCGAAUCCGCGUCAGAGUCAGCUGCGACUGAGGCGAUUGAGGACCUGCAUAUUGACGGUGAUACAACCAGUGACGAAUAUGACUUCAUGGACGAUGUUGAGCAGGAUGGAGCGGGCGGAACAGGGAGAAACAGAAGACGACGAGAGCCGAAGCAGAAGUAUAUGCAAAUGCUGCAAGAGGUGGCAGAUCGGGAGCGUAACCACAUCCUGAUUGAGUUGGACGAUCUGGAAGCGUUCGAAAAAACUCUUCCCGACGAUGCAAAUUUGAAGCUUGUCGAGACGGUCCAGCGCAACACGAAACACUAUGUCGACAUUUUCUCUCAAGCUGUGGAUGAAGUCAUGCCAAAAGAGACCAAGGAAAUGACUUUCAAGGACGAUGUUCUCGACGUUAUCAUGUCGCAGAGAGAAAAGCGCAAUGAAACAAUGGCUAUGGCGAUGGAGGCUGACAUGGAUGCCGCGAUGACAGCGCCGUCAAUGUUCCCUCCGGAACUGACCCGUCGAUACACCCUCAACUUCAAGCCCCUUACUCCAUCUGGCUCCAGCAGUGAUCGCAGCUCGAAGGCACUGGCAGUGCGAAAUGUGAGAGGUGAACAUCUCGGCAGUUUGAUCACCGUCAGAGGUAUCACCACGCGAGUUUCAGAUGUCAAGCCGGCGGUUGAGAUCAACGCCUACACUUGCGACCGUUGUGGAUGCGAAGUCUUCCAACCGAUCACGACGAAACAGUUCAUUCCCAUGACAGAAUGCCCGUCAGAAGAGUGCAAGAAGAACAAUUCCAAGGGCCAGCUGUUCCUGUCUACCCGCGCGUCCAAGUUCAUCCCUUUUCAGGAAGUCAAGAUCCAGGAGAUGGCCGACCAAGUGCCGGUGGGCCAUAUCCCCCGUACCAUGACUAUUCACUGUCAUGGGGCUUUGACACGGCAGGUUAACCCUGGUGAUGUCGUGGAUAUAGCGGGAAUCUUCUUGCCUGUCCCCUAUACGGGUUUCAGGGCAAUCCGUGCCGGUCUGCUGACAGACACCUACCUGGAGGCUCAGCAUAUCACCCAGCACAAGAAGGCAUACAAUGAUCUCAUUAUGGACCCUCGCACUCUUAAGCGGAUCGAACAAUAUAAGAACUCUGGGAAUAUGUACGACAUUCUCGCUCGCUCUAUUGCACCCGAGAUCUACGGUCAUCUGGACGUGAAGAAAGCACUCCUUCUACUUCUUAUCGGAGGUGUGACGAAGGAAAUGGGCGAUGGUAUGCACAUUCGUGGAGAUAUCAAUAUCUGUCUCAUGGGUGAUCCUGGUGUUGCCAAGUCGCAGCUGCUCAAGUACAUCGUCAAGGUGGCUCCUCGAGGUGUCUACACGACCGGUCGUGGAAGCAGUGGUGUCGGUCUUACUGCUGCCGUGAUGCGAGAUCCAGUCACGGACGAAAUGGUCCUCGAAGGAGGUGCUCUUGUGCUUGCAGACAACGGUAUCUGCUGUAUUGAUGAGUUCGACAAGAUGGACGAUACCGAUCGAACCGCUAUCCACGAAGUGAUGGAACAGCAGACCAUUUCGAUUUCCAAGGCAGGAAUUUCCACCACUCUCAACGCGCGUACAUCUAUUCUCGCCGCUGCCAACCCUCUGUAUGGACGCUACAACCCGCGUGUCUCCCCUGUGGAGAACAUCAACCUUCCAGCGGCCCUUCUAUCACGUUUUGAUAUCCUUUUCCUUCUUCUUGAUACUCCUUCUCCCGACGGGGAUGAGGAACUAGCAAACCAUGUCACCUACGUCCACAUGCAUAACAAGCACCCGGACACCGGGGAGAGUGCCGUCGUGUUCACUGCUUCUGAAGUCCGACAGUAUAUUGCCAAGGCCCGAACAUACCGCCCUGUUGUCCCUCAGUCGGUGUCCGACUACAUGGUCGGUGCAUAUGUACGGAUGCGCAACCAGCAAAAGAAGGAAGACGGCACCAAGAAGCAGUUCUCUCACACUACUCCUCGUACUCUUCUGGGAGUUAUUCGUUUGUCCCAGGCGUUGGCCCGUCUCCGAUUCAGCGAGGAAGUUGUCGAGGAGGACGUGGACGAGGCCUUGCGUCUGAUUGAGGUUAGCAAGGCAUCUCUGCGCAACGAUGGCCAGGGCGGCCAGGACCAGAGCCCCACCACCAAGAUCUACAACUUGAUUCGUGCCAUGAGGGACAGCGGAGCUGCGGCUGUUGGUGAUGGCGAGGAGGGAGAACUGAGCAUGAAGAGAAUCCGUGAGCGUGUCCUCGCGAAGGGAUUCACUGAGGACCAGCUCGUGCAGACUGUUGACGAGUACGCUAACAUGGACGUCUGGCAAAUCACGGGCAACGGGACGCGUCUCAUGUUCGUCGAGAACGAUGGCAUGGACAUGUGAGACAUCGUUCAGAUGGAAAAGCGAAACAUCCUCUUCUAUUUCUCCCGUUUCCCUUAAUAUCUGUUUCUGUUCUGGAUUACGGUCUGAUCUAUUAAUGUGAUCUCAUGUGAUAUCGUCAUGGCAGGUAGAGUGGGACCCGGUGUGGUAUGGCGUUCGUGUCUUGACAGACAAAUUAUUCGAG